UGGUUUCUGUUUAGUUUCUGUGAUUUUGAAUUCUGAUUUUGAUAACAACUUCGAGUACCAUGGUGAUAAGGAUUUCCGCCGCCGAUAUUUUAAUUAAAAGUUGAAUUUAAAUUGAGAUUGAACUGAAGUAAAGCCAUAAACAGCUGAAUGCUACCGAACGAUCGUGCAUUUGAGAUAAAUUAACGAGUACAAUGUCCAUAUACGGAGACAGCGAUCAAUACGCAGACAGCGACGAUGGCAGUAUUCACAAUAGCAGGAGGUUUAGCAGUGAAGCUGAAGCGUCGCCGUCGCCGUCGCCUUCAUUGCAGUCGGAUGCAUCUGUAUCGCCUCCAUUGCGGUCGCCUGCAUCGCCUUAUAGAUCGAAUACUCCUAGAUAUUUACGUAAUUCGUUCGACGAUUCGAGUUACUCGCACGAUGAAGAAAUGUCGAAACUCAUUGUCAAAAUCAACGAUCCACCUGAUCCGGUGACCGAAUCAUUCGGCGAUCUGUUUUCAAAACCGCUGACAAAGAUUUCUUGUCAUUAUAUCACCAUAAAAGUUGAUACGGAGGUUUACGAGUCAAACCGGAUACAAUUAGCUUUGAAGUCAGACUACUUCGAAAAACUACUAACAGCAGACUUCAACGAAAAAGACUCGAAAAGCGUAGAAAUCCAUACAAUUGACAGCGGUACAUUUUCCAUUGUACACGAUAUGAUAACGAAGGAUACAGAACUGCGAACCGUUUUAAAUCUGGAUAACUACGCAACGUUAUUAUGGGCGAUGGAUUACCUGCAAAUGGAAAUAGAUCUGAAAGUAUUUCGUCGCUAUCUGUACGAAUAUCUACAAAUACCUACGCCGCUGUUCCCGAAUGUAUGGAAAUUACUCGACUAUAUCGCGGCGAAUCAGAAUUUUAAAUACUUGUUGCCUACGUUUUACCAGUAUUUUUCCAUCCAUUUGGGCGAAGUAGCCGACUGCGAAGAGAUUCUAUCUUUACCGGUGACUCAGCUGGUUAAAAUCAUUACUAGAAAUGUGCUAUCGGUGGUUGAAAAAGAAAAGCAUUCGAUUAGUCUACUUUGUGCUAGAUGGAUUACUCACGAUAUGGUUAACAGGUUAUCGAGUAUUUUCACUUUGGUCAAUGCUGUUAGGUGCAGAUACGGGCUCUCUUUCAGAGUAAAUGGCGAAAAUGUAAACAUACAGCAUUUACACGAUGUCGGCGAAGAACUGAAAUUAACAUCGGUGCUUAAAUACUUUAACGUUUUGUUCGAUUAUCACGGAGAAAUUGCUUACACCAAAGAAGAAUCGAUCAAGGAGGAGAAAUCGCAGCACGUAUGGGCCGAUGAUGAACGUGAGUCAUUGCCAAUGAGAACCCGUCCAUUGAAACGAAAAAGGAGAUCGGAUCGUUCGUCAGAAGACAGCUCUAGCUCGAGGGAACCGUCUGUAGAUAAAUCUAAAACUCCUCCGACAGCGAUCAGCGUUAUUAAUAAAAUCGACGAAAACACCAAAUGGACGACAUUUCUACAAAACGGUCAUUUCUACGAUGUUACUGCGAAAGUCGAAGGAAAAAGCUUUAAACUUCAUUUGUGCAAAUUGAAAUCACUAUCCGGAUAUUUCGCUCGUCUUUCUUCGCAAAUUUUCGACAAAGAUACCGAACACUUACUCGACGAAAUUGAUCAAGCAACUUUCAAUAUGAUAAUCGAUUACAUUUACUUCAACACUGAGAUUCGCUUGAAAUCUAAAAAUGUCUUACGUAUAUUGAAAGCUAGCGCUGUUUUGGAAGUCGACGAGAUAAUCGAAGAAUGCGAAGAAUAUAUACAGAGAGCGAAACGCAGACUAUCCGCGUCUUUUAUGGAAUUAGUGGAUUUCUGUUGCGGAAAGAACCGUUUGAAAAAAAUAUAUACGACUUUGUGCGAUUAUUUGGUCGACUCGUGGCCCGAAGCGGUAGACAUGCCUUCAUUUGGCUCGAUUUCGUACGAAACGUUAGAAAGUAUACUGAAUUUCGGCGAUUUAGAAAUCGACCAGGAAAGGGAAAUAUUGAAAUUUUGUUCGAGAUGGAUCGUUCACGAUGUCAACAAUCGAUUCAAACUAAUACCUCGAAUCGCUUCGGCGAUUAAUCGUAAUUACAUGACUAUCUACGACUGUGAUAAAAUGGAAAUCGCCGCCGAUUCCAGGAUGGAUUACUCAGAGUCGUACGUUCGGUUUAAAUUGAAAGAGAUAUUAAUCGCAACGUCGUUAGUUCCUCUCAGUGUAACUGCGAAGAAACCCUGGAAAUUUGAUAAAAGUCAAUUAUUCAUUUCGAUGGAAGAGGAUAACCUGAACGAAAUAGUUAUUCUAGACACUAAAAUGAAUAGUAUCGCGUCGAUUGCUAUGAUGAAAGCUCGCGACCAAGAUGACUACAUGAAAUUAAUUCCAUCGGCUGCCAUCGUCAACGAUGAUAUAUUUAUCUAUCGUGCCAUCGGAUUCAUUCCUUAUUUCAAUGUUUACAACAGGGUGUCGAAAAAAUGUUACUCUUUGGCAGCAAGUUACCGAAUGCGCGAUAGUCACGGUACGUUGUUGAAUUGCAACAAUCAAGUGUAUUACUGUUGCAAUAACAGUUGCAUAGUACAUUAUUCGUUCGAAUUGAAUCGCUGGGUGCGACUCGUCAAAUGUGACUACAAUAAAAAAGUAAUAACGCACUUGAGCGAUGGCAAAUCGCUUUACAGGGUACGUCGAGGUGUUCUAUUUCCGAACAACGUCGUUAUUGAAGAGUAUAAUUUCAAGCGCAACAAAUGGACUGUGUUACCAAAUCUGCACUUUGAAAUGGACACGACUGUGAAUCGACGUUUAUUAAGACAAGUAAUUGUGAGCGGUGCUCUUGCUAUUGUUUCGCCUUUGGCGAUACAUUUAUUUGAUAGAUCUACUAGAAUGUGGAGCGCAAUACCAACUAUUUCUCUCGCUCCUAGCAGUAGAGAUUCGAUGAAAACGGUUUUUGUCGAUGUUGAAAAUGAUAAAAUGUACUUGACGACGAACGAAGCAAUUUAUUCUGUUUCUUUGAAAAUUGCCACAUCUGGAGCAUUGGUGCCGUUUAAACGAAUCUCUGGUGUUAGCGAACCUUUUUUCUUCCAGCCUGUUCACGCUAUUCCUUCGUAGGAACUUUUUUAUGUUUAUAUUAUUUUUUUCUGAAUGUGUUCAAUAAACGUUAUUAUUUUUAA
Molecule: messenger RNA, 3166 nt
Organism: Planococcus citri (citrus mealybug)
Lineage: Eukaryota; Metazoa; Arthropoda; Insecta; Hemiptera; Pseudococcidae
Exons: 3
Coding region: 192-3104 (970 amino acids)
Molecular function (GO): protein binding
Source: RefSeq, a predicted model, not a curated record